This is a messenger RNA of Nicotiana attenuata, 1286 nucleotides long. RefSeq lists its product as uncharacterized. The record is from RefSeq and is a predicted model, not a curated record. The coding region runs from base 199 to 1161 and encodes 320 amino acids. NCBI's taxonomy places the organism in Eukaryota, Viridiplantae, Streptophyta, Magnoliopsida, Solanales, Solanaceae. Gene Ontology annotation, molecular function: protein binding. The transcript is spliced from 2 exons.
CUUUAUUUCUGAAACCAUUUUAUUUUUUUCUCCCCCUAUCCUUAUGUUGUGUACAUAAAUUUUGUCACCUUUUGUUUUAUCUUUUCUCCUUUUUGUUUUUGACAUAUCACGUUGGAGGAAUCCCAUUGUUGAAUUGUGUGAUUGAGCCUGAAUCUUUUUCUUAUGCAAAGCACAUGAUUAUUUUUUAAUUACUUAAUUAUGUCUUCACCACCGAACUCCCCUAAGAAUAAGAUAAAGUUUUUAUGUAGCCAUGGAGGCAAGAUUCUUCCCCGGCCAGCCGACGGUCACCUAAAGUAUGUUGGAGGCGAGACUCGUGUUAUCUCCGUUCCUCGGGACAUUAAAUUUCAUGAGUUAAUGAAGAAACUGAGUGCCCCAAUUGAGGGUGACAUGGUUCUGAAAUAUCAAUUAGUGCCUGAAGACCUGGAUGCCCUUGUUUCAGUAAAAUCGGACGAAGAUCUACGCCACAUGCUUGAUGAAUAUGAUCGUUGUGAAAUUGCAGGAGUCCCACGGCUCCGAGCCUUUCUCUUCCCAGUAAAGCCUAUUGUCCUGGACCACCACGUCGCGUCUUCAGAACCUCUAGAACAGAGAUACAUUGAUGCUGUCAAUGGCAUUGUUCGUAUAUCAGAAGCAGGAAUUUUCAGGUUACAUCCGCCUCCAGGCAUAAGCCACGCGUCCUUUGGCAUUUCCUCUGCCUGUUCCUCCCCAAGGUCUCCAGAGAGUUGCACGACUGAAGGCGUUGUUAAUCAGGAAAACUUCACGCAAAGUAACUAUCACAAUAGAAGUCAAAUGCACAAAGUUCAUAGCUCCCCGAGCAUUUUCAAUAUGACUAGCCAACAACAACGACACGGCUUCCAUCAUCAAUUCCACAACUACAAGCCGCCAGUCCAUCAGUUUGCCAAACCUCCACCCGUUGAUCCGGAAAGACUUAUCUCCGUUAGGUCUGUGGGGCGAGCUGAGGGGAUGAGAUACCAUGUGGAUCAUAAUAGUCCACAUUACUACCAUUCAACCACGAGGCACAACCACAACCGGGGCAAUGGAUGUAUGCAUUAUGAGGAUUAUGGGGAAAGAACAGACAGUCUUUCUCCUGUGGACAAAAGAAAUGGUAGCUUUUCUCCAAGUCCCCAUUCCCUAAGUCCCCUUGCAGGAUCAACAGAUAGUUGAAUUCUCCAUUUCUCUCUCCGGAACAACUUUCACCUCUCUUUUUGUACAUAUGUUUGUGGAGUGUUUCUGAUCAGUACAUACUAUUAUCGUAUAUCAUCAAAUGAAAUGGGCAUCAAUUUUUCAUG